Neltuma alba is the source of this 852-nucleotide messenger RNA. RefSeq lists its product as uncharacterized. The transcript has 2 exons. Gene Ontology annotation, molecular function: zinc ion binding; nucleic acid binding. Bases 1 to 852 code for a protein of 283 amino acids. NCBI's taxonomy places the organism in Eukaryota, Viridiplantae, Streptophyta, Magnoliopsida, Fabales, Fabaceae. The record is from RefSeq and is a predicted model, not a curated record.
AUGUGGGGCAAGGUAGGAGCUGUAGAUUUAUCUGUGAUUGGAAAUGGAUAUAUGAUCGCCACAUUUCAAGAAAGAGAGGACUAUUUCUUUGCUCUAGAAGGAGGGCCGUGGAUGGUGCAGAAUCAUUACCUCACAGUCCAAAUGUGGAAGAGGAAUUUCAACCCUUGGAAUGAGAAAAUCCAAAAGGUUGCCAUCUGGGUCAGACUACCAGGAUUGCCAAGGGAUUAUUAUGAUAGAAAAUUCUUCUACAAUCUAGGAAAUAGAAUUGGCACUGCUAUUAAAGUGGGUGAAAUGACCCUCACCAAAGCAAGAACUAUGUAUGCAAGAAUGUGUGUGGAAGUGGACUUGAAAGCCCCACUUCUACUGGCUUACUCGGUGGAUGGAAAAAACCGCAAAAUUGAAUAUGAGGGGCUACAGCUUAUUUGUUUUAAUUGUGGAAGGUUUGGGCAUGAUGCUGAACACUGCCCAUUGAAGAUGCAACAAGGUUUGAAGGAAAGAGAGAGAGGAGAGGAAGGGUCCAGGCCGGAAACAGAAAAUGCUCACCAGAAAGGAAUUGUGGAAGGAGGGACGGCAAAGGAAUACGGUAUAGGCUUAAUUGGACUGGACUGUGGGCCCAAAGUCAAACAGGAUGGAAUGAUGGUUGAGAAGAUAAUGGACAAUUUUUUAAAUAUCCUACCCACGAAUGAGGAAGGAAUAUUGACCAGUGAGGAAAACAAACCACCACACCUAGUGGACAACAUGGAAAUGGUGGGCCUACCUGUUGUGGAAAGGAUGAUUGGGGAGCAAGAACAAGAGGAUUUGCUUUAUGAAAUGAUUCAGGAGGGCCAGGGAGGGCGUCUAGAGUUCACCUAG